This is a messenger RNA of Zingiber officinale, 1085 nucleotides long. RefSeq names its product protein OS-9 homolog. Bases 2 to 976 code for a protein of 324 amino acids. Gene Ontology annotation, biological process: retrograde protein transport, ER to cytosol; endoplasmic reticulum unfolded protein response. The record is from RefSeq and is a predicted model, not a curated record. Gene Ontology annotation, cellular component: endoplasmic reticulum lumen. NCBI's taxonomy places the organism in Eukaryota, Viridiplantae, Streptophyta, Magnoliopsida, Zingiberales, Zingiberaceae. The transcript has 8 exons.
CAUGGAUCCUCCUUAUAAGACGAGUAUUCGCUUACCGAGGUCAGCGAAAUCGCUGCCACGAAAAAGACGAGAGCAUUCUCCGGCGAUCGAGGUGGUUGCUUGCUCUCUGAUGGCGCUCGCCAGAUCCCUGUUCGGCUCAAUCCUCCUCCUCCACCUACUCGGUGCUGUUUUCCUCGGCUCCGUUCUGGCCGACCAAAUCUACACCGGUUCCGGUGGGAGAUUUGGCCGGAGUUCUCGUGAGCCAAAAUACAAGGUUGAGUUCCACCCAGAAAACUCUCCUUUCUAUCCGGUAGUUGGUCAGGAAGAAGUUGCAAUGUCAAAUAAGGAGGGCAAGAAUUACAAUUGUUACUUACCUAUUGUUGAGGAAACAAAAGUUUUAAAAACAGUUACUCACGAGAAUUCAAGCAGUUUAAUAAUGGAAAGUGAGCAGAAGAUUAAGUUUAAGACUCCUGAUGAGUUGAUUGAGGGUUUAAAAGAUGCAGACAGAUGCUUUUACAGGUUUGAAGGUUGGUGGACCUAUGAAUUUUGUUCCCAUAAGCAUGUGAAACAACUUCAUAUUGAAGAUGAAAAGGCAGUUCAAGAAUUUGUGUUGGGCAAGUUCGAUGCAGAUGCAACAUCUGUUUUUAAUGAGAAUCAUUCUGAUACUUUUACAGUUAAGGAUCCUCGCUCAAAAGAUGCUUCCCAACGGUAUCAUGCGCAUCAGUAUACAAAUGGAACCAUGUGCGACCUGACAAAUCAACCUCGAGAGACCGAGGUUAGAUUUGUUUGCUCAGAACAAUCUGCCGUAAUCAGCUCAAUCAAAGAGGCUGCUACUUGCAAGUAUGUCGUUACAAUUCAGUGCUCUCUGCUCUGCAAGCAUCCGAUGUUUCAGCAAGAGAGGCCAAUGUGGCAUACCAUACAUUGCAACGAGAUGGGCGGAGACAGCAAGGACUCCUCUGUGGAGGAUGGCCCCAAAGUCACAAAGGCUCCAACUUAAUUCUUCAUCAGCUAGAAACUUUUCAGCAAUGUAGCUAACUUUUCAGCAAUGUAGCUAACGUUACAGUUCAUAGUUGAAUUAAGUCAUGGAGAGGAAGGAUUUGAGAAGG